AUGAAACACUUCUUGUUUGUGGCGGCUGCAGCUGGCUUUCUGCCUGGUUUGAUUAUAGGAACACCUGAGGUAAAUGCAGCUGAAGUUCCAUAUAAUUCAGUCUUUACUGAAUUACUAUCUGUCCAAAAAGAAAUUGUUGAUUUACAUAACACCUUCAGGAGAGAGGUGGAUCCACCAGCUUCGAACAUGCUGAAAAUGAGUUGGGAAGAGGAAGCUGCAAAAAAUGCCAGAAAAUUGUCAAAGUAUUGUGAGGUGGGGCAGAGCAACGCACUGAAGAGGAGAAUUACAAAUACUUUUUGUGGAGAAAAUACAUAUUUGACUUCUAGUCUUAUCUCAUGGACAGAUGUGAUUACAAUCUGGCACAAUGAGUCUUAUUAUUUUCAAUAUGGUGAUUGGCCAGAAAAAGAUGAAGAAAAAUCAGUUUAUCAUUACACUCAGAUGAUUUGGGCUUCCUCUUACCUCAUUGGCUGUGAUGUGUCAUCAUGCUGCAAAAGAUUGUCACCUCAAUAUCUUUAUGUUUGUCAUUAUUGCCAUGAGGGAAAUGAACCUGAUUUAAUGGAUAAACCUUAUGCGCAGGGAGUUACAUGUGGACAAUGUCCACAUGACUGUGAAAACAAACUUUGCACUAACCCCUGCAUCUAUUAUGAUGAAUACACUAACUGCCAUAUACAGAAAGUGGUUCCUGGAUGUAAAGUCCUGUCAGUCAGACUACAAUGCAAAGCCACUUGCACUUGUACCACUGAGAUCAAAUGGUGA
Messenger RNA from Pipistrellus nathusii (Nathusius's pipistrelle), 756 nucleotides. The record is from the annotation of a GenBank genome assembly. NCBI's taxonomy places the organism in Eukaryota, Metazoa, Chordata, Mammalia, Chiroptera, Vespertilionidae.